UGUACGUGCCCAUUCCCCAAUAGCUGGGUUUCAUGUGACGUCAUCACCAGCGUGCGCAAAUUCGUUGGAGGGCAGGAAGUGAAGUGGAAUACAGCAAUUUAGCAAUCGCAACGGUAAAAAUGCCUAUGUUUUGUGUUGUUUAUGGUUGCUCCAAUCGCUCUAACCGAGAAAAAAAUAAAAGAUUUUUUAGAGUACCGAAGGUUGUCGUUCACAGAGGCGACAAGUAUAAAAAGCUUACAGAACAACGUCGGAAAAAAUGGAUUUUAAACCUACGCCUGCGGUCAGGAGGAGCAGAGUCUGACAAUGCCCGCGUCUGCGGUGACCACUUCCUCCAAGCUCCUUAGAUGAGGUUGAGUCGGAAGACUGGGCUCCAACGGUCAACCUCUGUUACCAGAAGUCUAAGCCCAAGUCAGAAGCCUCUCUUCAACGGGAUCAGAGGAUGAAGCUAAAGGAAGACAAACAAAAACGGUAUGAUUGUGCAGAAACUCUGUUGGAUCUUCAGAUACCAGACAAGCAGAGAGUUGAGAGCUCUGAACCAACGCUGACACCUGACCACCCACAGUCCGAGCGCAUCGGUGUGAUUGAGACGUUUAAUGAUGGAGGCUACGCAGAUGCCGGGACCCAGACAGAGCUUACGAUGAAGGACAUUGAGAAGAUGGAGGACGUUCUGAGACAGAACACAACAGAGCUGGCAGAUCUUCACUCCAAAAAACUGGACACAAAUUUUUGUCAGAACUCAUUUGAAAAAAAAAAUGAGGACAAGACUAAAUUCUACAAGGGACUCCCCAACUUUUUAGUUUUAUUGCAGAUUUUUGAGCUGUGUGAGCCCUACAUCACCUAUGGCCCCAUGUCUGUGCUGUCUAAAUUUGAACAGUUUAUGUUAGUUUUAAUUAGGUUGAGACUAAAUCUCCCACUGAAAGAUUUAGCUUUCAGAUUCAAGAUUUCUCUGUCCAGUGCUUCCAGAAUUUGGCAUAAAUUAAUUGACAUACUUUAUGAAAUACUAGAAUUUCAAAUUGAGUGGUCAGAGCGACAUGUACUUCAUGCAACAAUGCCAAUGUCAUUCAGAGAGGCAUUUGGAAAUAAAGUUGCUGUGAUAGUUGAUUGUUUUGAAGUUUUCAUUGAGAGGCCCUCUAAUUUAUUAGCCCAAGCACAAACUCGGUCAAAUUAUAAGCACUAUCAUACUGUAAAAUUUCUAAUUGGAGUUGCGCCCCAAGGCUAUGUUACAUAUAUAUCUUGUGCCUGGGCAGGGAGAGUCAGCGAUAAGCAGAUUACAUUAGAGAGUGGCCUCUUAAAAAACUUGUUGCCUGGAGACAUUAUAUUAGCAGACCAAUUUUACCGCAAAGACUACAACUCCCAUGAUGCUUUGCGGCGCCAGCGCGGAGCAGAUGCGCCCCCUCCUUUGUGUUUUUUCAGCGCCGAGGCAGUCAGAGGUAGUUGGGUGUCUGCAGCUCCGCUGUCUCGGACAAACUACACUCCUCUCAGCGCCGAGUUCACUCAGCUGUUUUCUGACGUUGAAGCCCAGAAACGGAGAUUCUAACCGCUCAGUAAUGUGUUCACGACUGAAAGAGAAAGUUUUCAAACUAACGUCCAGACAGAGCUGAUAUAACUUCAGCAAGCAGCGACACGCUCAAACCAGCACGACUCUGUGGCUGCUGUCGUGUUUCCUCCCUGACACAACAACGUGGUCAAGCUGCUCAGACAUGUUCAUCAGCACAAACCUAUGUGAGCACCUGUUGUCAUCUAAUGUUGUCAUUAUUAUGAUGAAGAUAAACAAAACAAUAGGAGCCUCCUCCUCAGCUCAGAUCAGCCCCAUGAUGCAGGUAUCUGGCUGGAACAGGUGAGCAUCACAGUAAACCAGUGGAGCAAACUGAGCUUUAAAUAUGUUGGAUUUAUGCUCUUUUUCUGCUCCAAAACAUGAAAGUUAACAGGUGAGAUGUUGCAUUUUCAUUUAAGAUAAAAUGAUAUUUUUAUUUUGUUGUUGUUCCGUGAGAAAAGAUUUAACCUACAGUAAACAGGAAGUGGAAAGGCUGCAGAUAGAUGAAUAGAAUAGAAAAUCCCUUUAUUGUUCCUCAGUGGGGAAAGCUAGAUGUCACAGCAGCGAUGACACUUAUUACAGGAGAAAAAAAGGAGAAUAAAAAUAAGAAAAAUGAAUAAACAAGAAAACAUAAAUCCUGAAUAAAGCCAGGGGUGCAGACUCUCCCACCAGAUCCACGGUGCAAUUCAACCUGACAACGGUUAUCUUUAUUUUCAUUUACAUGAACGAUCAUGAGGAAUCAUCUGGACAAAUGUGAAAGAAAAAGAUCUGUAGAGAAGGAAAAUGGAAAGUGUAGGAGAAAACGAGGAUGUACUUCUUUAGUAAAUGUUCACUGAUGAGUUUUCGUGUUUGGGAAAUUACAAGUGAGGUCAAUCACAAGUUGUGUUUUCAUAAAAUAGUGUUUCCAUCUGAAAAUAAGUCAGGGUUUUAUUUUAACUUUAUUUCUCAGUGUUGCAGCUGGAUGCUCUUCUGCGCACCUCUAACAGGUUACCAGACA
This is a messenger RNA of Nothobranchius furzeri (turquoise killifish), 2531 nucleotides long. NCBI's taxonomy places the organism in Eukaryota, Metazoa, Chordata, Actinopteri, Cyprinodontiformes, Nothobranchiidae. The record is from RefSeq and is a predicted model, not a curated record.